AUGGCAACUACCAGAAAGAAAAUAACAAAAUUUUCCAACUCUGAAUGUGGAAAAGAAAGAUCAAAAAAUGAUGAGGGGUUUGUUUUCUUUGCUUUACUGUCUCUUUCUCUUCUUGCUUGUUUCUCUUCCAUCCAACACUCUCUCAUUUCUUCAUUCUUCUCACCCUCCUUUGUGCCAUCCCCAAGAAAGUUAUGCUUUGCUUUGCUUCGCUUCAAGAACUCAUUUCCCAUAACCAAUAGUAGUUACUCUUCCCACUACGCAGCUGAGCUUGGAAUUGCCAAUCCUAAUAGUACUACUUCAUGGAAUAUGAGCAAGGAUUGCUGCACAUGGAGCGGUGUCACUUGUGAUGAGCUUACUGGCCAAGUUAUCCGCCUUGACCUCAAAUGCAGUGGCCUUCAAGGCAGUCUUCACUCCAACAGUAGCCUUUUUUCCCUUGGUCAUCUCCAAUCUCUUGUUCUCUCCUACAAUGAUUUUCACACUUCCAAAGUCUCUACUCAAUUUGGUAGGUAUUCAAGAAUGGUUCGCCUUGAUCUUUCUCACUCCUUGUUCAGUGGUAAAGUCCCUUUUGAAUUGUCUUACUUGUCAAAGUUGGUUUCACUUGACUUGAGUUUUAAUCAUGAGUUGAAACUUGAGACAUCUAGCUGGAAAAGAAUUGUAUUAGCAAACCUAACAAAUCUUAGAGAAUUGUUUAUGCAUGGUGUCAAUAUGUCUUAUGUCUCACCCAAUUCGUUUGCUAAUUUAUCAACUUCUUUGACAUAUCUUGAUCUUGGAGAAACUGGAUUGCAGGGGGAGUUUCCAGAAACCAUUUUCAACUUCCCAAACCUUCAAGGGCUGGACUUGAGUUACAACACAAAUCUCAAUGGAUUAUAUCCAACAUUACUACAUGGUAACCUCACUCAAAUCACUUCUUUAGACCUUUCUUUCAAUAAUUUUGGGGGUCAAAUCCCGUGGUCCUCUCUGAAUCUUCAAAAGCUUAUUGAACUAGAUCUUUCAUCCAAUAAUUUCAUUGGCCAGCUUCCAGAAGUUUGUAGUAGUAAUUCAACAAAAGUUUCGUCUUUGUGCAUCUCUUCAAAUCACCAUGAUUUAGUUGGUGGUCCUCCUUUGAAUUUAAAAUCCUUGAAUUUAUCUACUAACAAACUUAGUGGGACAAUACCAUCAUGGUUAUAUUCCCUUCAGUAUUUGCAGGAGUUAGAUCUAAGUAACAACAACUUCACUGGCUCCAUUCUUGAAUUCCAAUCUGAUUCUUUACUACAUCUUGAUUUACAAUCUAACAAACUAGAAGGUAUCUUUCCAAGCUCAAUUUUUGAACUAGUGAAUCUUUCGUUUCUGUUUCUUUCUUCAAAUAAAUUAAGUGGUGUUGUGUCAUUAGAUCAGUUCUCAAAGUUCAAAAGCCUCAAAUAUUUUGAUCUUUCUUUUAAUAGCUUAUCAGUGGUUGAUUCUAUCAACAAUGUCAAUAGUACCUUACUAAGCACUCUUUUCUCAUUGGCAUUGUCUUCAUGUGGUCUAACUAAGUUCCCAUACUCUCUAAGAAAUGCUGAAAAGUUAGGAAGCUUGGAGCUUUCCUACAAUCAAAUUGAAGGGGCCAUUCCCUCAUGGCUUUGGAAUGUUGGCUAG
This is a messenger RNA of Humulus lupulus (European hop), 1614 nucleotides long. RefSeq names its product receptor-like protein 9DC3. The transcript is spliced from 3 exons. Bases 1 to 1614 code for a protein of 537 amino acids. Gene Ontology annotation, molecular function: protein binding. The record is from RefSeq and is a predicted model, not a curated record. Lineage: Eukaryota; Viridiplantae; Streptophyta; Magnoliopsida; Rosales; Cannabaceae.